GCGCACCACCGUUCUUUUAACUGCGCAGGCGCGCCGGAAGCCCCUUGAGAGCGGCGCAUGCGCAGCGGGAGUCUAAACGGAGACCCCCGGGGUCGCACGACAGCCGCAGGAGGAGUUGGUGGGCGGUAUGCUCUCGCCCGAGGCGGAGCGAGUGCUGCGGUACCUGGUAGAGGUGGAGGAGCUCGCCGAGGAGGUGCUGGCGGACAAGCGGCAGAUUGUGGACCUGGACACUAAAAGGAAUCAGAAUCGAGAGGGCCUGAGGGCCCUGCAGAAGGAUCUCAGCCUCUCUGAAGAUGUGAUGGUUUGCUUUGGGAACAUGUUUAUCAAGAUGCCUCACCCUGAGACAAAGGAAAUGAUUGAAAAAGAUCAGGAUCAUCUGGAUAAAGAAAUAGAAAAACUCCGGAAGCAACUUAAAGUGAAGGUCAACCGCCUUUUUGAGGCCCAAGGUCCCAGGAACCGCUUGGGGUGAUCUCACGUUAUACAUCAGGGCAUGGCAUGGGGAUCAGAUAGCUCCGACUGAGGAAACUCAGAAGGCUUCAGUGAGUGAUUGAGGUCAGAGCUGAAAUUCUUGAUAAACACAAGCACUCUAGAUUGGUCACAGGUCUUGUAAAAAUUUGAGACAGCAGAGUCAUGACUUUGUAGGUUCUUGGUGACACAGGAGUGGUGGUGAUGCCUCAUCUGGUGCAUUGCAGAAUUGGAGGCCCAUCCCUGCCAGACCUCCAGGCCAAGUUUGGCAGCAUUAGUGCAGCGUCAGCCCCUUUCCUGGGCCUGGUUCCAGAGCCAGCAGGAGGCCUGACAUGCUGAUGGAUCAUCUUCUCUCCUAGGCAAACCGGAGCUGAAGGGUUUUAACUUGAACCCCCUCAACCAGGAUGAGCUUAAAGCUCUCAAGGUCAUCUUAAAAGGAUGAGACUCAAGAACCAAGAUGGGGGACCAGCAACCCCCCAGGGUCAUGAAGGACCCAGAACCCUCCAACCUUGACAUCUGUAAGAACAGGAUCUGCCCUGUAAGGGGACAGGCGUCAGGCAUCUGGCCAUGAAAACCUCUUUGUCUGUAGUGCUUGGCUACUCUGUGAUGGCAGGAGGGAACCUUCAGCCUAUCUGGCUGCUGGACCUGGACACCAGGGCUCAGUGGACACAAGAUCUAUUGAUGGGCCCUGGUAGCCAUCAGUGGGUGUGUGGGGCAGUGGCUGUGGGGGUGUAAGAAUGACUGCAACAGGCACUUCCCAACAAUGGCCUGCUGUUCACAUGGACCCUGAGCAAGGAGGGAGGGAGGGAGGGGCAGAGUAGAGUUUCAUUCCAGCAUUCCCCUCAGAGGGGAGAGAGGUUUUCAGGCAGGUGCCAUGGGAUUGGAAUAAACCAGGAGGCUCAUGGGUGGUUGCUGAAUGAAGAACAGAAUCUUGGUGCUCUGUGGCUCACCACAGCCAUCUGUGGGGCAGGCACACACCUCCCUGCCAGCUCCAUUUUUGCGCUUUUUCCCUGCUUGAUUCCAAGAGUGGGUGCUGCCUAGCAGCCCUUUGUGGCCGCUCUUUACUCAGGAGGGCCUUGCAGAGUCCUGCACCAGGCCUGGGUGAGUGGGUGCCCCUCUUACCAUAUAUGACAUGUGUCAAGAGUGACCUUCCACCCCCUCUGAAAGUGGGGCCUGGCCAGCACUGCUCGUUACUGUCUGCCUUCAGUGGUCUGAGGUCCCAGUAUGAACUGUCAUGAAGUCAAAACUCUUGUGUUCAUUAAGGGCUCAAUAAAUGUUAGCUGAAUGAAU
Molecule: messenger RNA, 1755 nt
Organism: Macaca mulatta (Rhesus monkey)
Lineage: Eukaryota; Metazoa; Chordata; Mammalia; Primates; Cercopithecidae
Gene: PDRG1
Product: p53 and DNA damage regulated 1
Biological process (GO): protein folding
Cellular component (GO): prefoldin complex
Source: RefSeq, a predicted model, not a curated record